This is a messenger RNA of Rosa rugosa (rugosa rose), 1138 nucleotides long. RefSeq names its product alcohol-forming fatty acyl-CoA reductase-like. Gene Ontology annotation, biological process: long-chain fatty-acyl-CoA metabolic process; suberin biosynthetic process. The record is from RefSeq and is a predicted model, not a curated record. Gene Ontology annotation, cellular component: intracellular membrane-bounded organelle. NCBI's taxonomy places the organism in Eukaryota, Viridiplantae, Streptophyta, Magnoliopsida, Rosales, Rosaceae. Gene Ontology annotation, molecular function: alcohol-forming very long-chain fatty acyl-CoA reductase (NADP+) activity. The transcript has 7 exons. The annotation marks the transcript as partial.
GUAUGAUAUUGCUUUGGAUGUGAAUACAUUUGGGGUUCUGCAUGUGUUGAACUUUGCGAAGAAGUGUUUGAAACUAGAAAUGCUUGUUCACAUAUCAACUGCUUAUGUGGGAGUCAGAAGGAUUGGCCUUAUACCGGAGGACUCCUCUCCAAUGGAUGAGCUGACAAAGGAAAUCACUAAAUCUGACUUGAAAGUACUGGAAAGGAACAUGGUGGUGGACAAAUUAAAUGAACUAAAAGCACAAAAUGCUUCAGAAAAGGUUAUUACAAAUAAGAUGAAGGACCUGGGCGUUGCAAGGUCAAAGUUGUAUGGUUGGCCAACUACUUAUUUGUUUACAAAAGCGAUGGCAGAAGUAUAUCUUGAACAAUCAAAAGGUAAUUUACCCAUUACCAUCAUACGCCCAACUAUAGUUACGAGCACUUACAAGGAACCAUUUCCAGGUUGGCAUCAAGGUUACAGAUCCGUUAAUGCUGUAAUUGGUACUUUUUGGAAAGGGGCACUGACAUGCUUGCUUAUGGAUCCUACAGCUGUAUUAGAUUUGAUUCCAGUUGAUAUGGUGGCAGAUUCAAUAAUUACGGCGAUGGUAGUGAAUGCCAACAAAUAUCUUGAAAAUCCUGGAAUGAUUUAUCAUGUGGGAACGUCCUUGAGAAAUCCAAUGAAAAUGUCUGAGUUUAGAAAUUUCAUGUUCCAAUACUGCACCAAAAAUCCAUGGCUUUAUAAGGAUGGAAGCCCGAUCAAGGUUGAGAAGUUGAAAAUGUUCACUACUAUGGCUGCAUUUCGUUCGUACAUGCAAAUCCGCUACAUGUUACCAUUAGAGGGAUUAAAGUUCUUGAAUAAAGAAUUUGACCAAUAUUUUAAAGAAUUAUAUGUUAACUAUAACUGGAAAAUCACAUUUGCGAUGCGGUUGGCUGAGUUGUACCGACCAUUUUUGCUAUACAAGGGCAUCUUUGACGACACCAAUUUGGAGAAGUUGCAAAGGAUAUCAAGAGAGAAUUACAGAGACGCUGAAAUCUUUAAUUUUGAUCCAAGGUGCAUCGACUGGGAAGACUACAUAAUGCGUACUCACAUCCCUGGCCUUCGGAAACAUGUUAUGAUCAAACAUAGCCAGAGUCAGAGUCAGAGCCAGAGCCGACUUUGA